AUGUUUUGUUUUAUUCUUUAGGAAGGGUUAAGAAACUUCCAGGAACUUCGAGCCAAAUUUCAAAAUCUUGAUGCCCCAUCAUUUUCAGGACGUGUUAAAUUCCCAGCAAGUAUUUAUCCAAAGGAUGACAUUGGAAUCAUGCAGCCCUCGAGGUUUUUGGCCAAUGGGAAACCGUUAUCACCUAACCACCAUCAAUUCCUGGCCUACUGUGCCAGCAUCGAACCCCAGGAUCUUAAAAUCCAGAAAAAGGCUAAAAGGAGUGAGAUUAAGAGACAUACUAAUUCCUCAGGACCUCCAGAAAAGUGUUCUCCUACAAUAAAUUCACUAUUAAAGGAGAAUGAGACAAAUGCUGAAAAUACCAUCAAGACAAAAGCAGAGAUGACCAAUAGCUUCCAGGACAAACUCUGGAACUGGGAGAUGGUUUCAUCUCAGCAAAGUGAAGUGCCACCAACCUUUCUUCUUGCCAAUGGUAGAAGGCGAGUCUUCCAUCUGGAAGAACAAGGAAAUGCAGGGCUUAAUCCAGAGAAGUCCAAGAAAAAACUGGAAGUCAUGGAGGUUCUCACCCUUCCUUCUCAACAGAGAUCACUCACUCCCCAACCAUCUCUCCAUGACAUACAGACACUGGAGAAACCCAGUAUUCAGAGCAGGCCAACAGAGAUCACCAGCCAGCCUGUUUGUGACAGCAAGCUCACCAACAAAGCCCCAGAAAAGCAGCUGGAAGCCAGGGAUCAUCAGCUUCCCAGAACCAAGCCACUGCCUUCUGUGGAAUCCCUGGGUCCCCCUCCUGCAAAGCCUCCGAAGCCCCCAGUUGUGGACCUGCAGAUCUUCCAAAAGCAGCUGGUUGCUGUCCCCAAGAUUGAAAUCAAGGUAGUAAUACCAAAAGAGGAACUAAGUAAAGAAAGAAUAUUCUGUGCUGAGUUUGAAGAACCACAUAAUUAUGAGGCAACAAUUUCAUAUCCAAGACAUUCUGGCAACUCCAUUAACCUGUGCACUGCAGAAGAAAUUACUGAUUGUGAACAAGACAUGAGUAUAAUGGAAGCUGAUCUAAAUCUGGAUUAUGUGAGAGCUGGUAUUUGCUUAGCAAGACACAGUCCUCAACAUGAAGAUAUAGAUGAAAGAAUGAAAGAAAAGGCAUCACAUGAAUUGGAAUCUCAAAAAAUGGAAAAGGACUCACAUUUCAGCUACUUUUCCAAGGUAGGUGCAUGGGGCAAAAUGCAUGUGACUCAAGUCCACAGAAGUCAGAGGAACAAGCCUGAUGAAAAGCAGGAUGCUAAAACUGAAACGAUUAUCCCAAAGACCAUCACUGAGGAUCCCCAGCUAGCCAGGCAACCUGAAGGCCACUGUGGGUAUGUGGAGGCCUUGGAGGUGAGGUGUGAAACUCCAAGCCAAGAGUUUGUUAGGACAAAAUCCAUGUCGGAGAAUACGUAUGAUGAUGUAGAAAGCCCCAGCAAAAAGGGACAAAAGCUUGACUUGUCUCAUACAUCUGCUUCAGAUAGUGAAGAAAAUGGUGGAGAAAUGUAUGAAGCUGUCUACAAAACAAAAAGCAACUACCCCAAAAUAGAUUUAGAUGGAAAAGAAGCACUGAAAAGAUUGCAAAGAUUCUUUAAGAAAGUAAAGACACCCAAAUCCAAAGGAAACAUGAACUCAUUGUCUAUCUCGAUGCCUGACUUAGAAAUCAGAACUCAGGACUCAGAGUCAGUUAUUAUCUAUGAUGAUGUGGACAUAAAUGAAAAAGAGUUAAAAGAUGAAGAGAAACAAAAAACAUGGAAACCCAAAUUUUUUAUGUCAAAGGAGAAAAAGGAGAAUAAAGGUGCUGAAGUCACAGAAAGUUUAUCUCCUAGAAAUUUCUUUAGAAUCAGGAAGCAAAACUAUAAAAAGAACAAAAUGGAAAAAGAAGAAAAACUUUUUAGAGAAAGAUUUGAGUAUAACAAAGAGAUCACUGUCAUCAAUACGGCCGUGGCAUCUUCUAGUAAUUCCAGAAAUGGAAUAUUUGAUUUGCCAAUUAGUCCUGGCGAACAACUGGAAGUUAUUGACAUCACUGAAGAAAAUCUCGUAAUAUGUCGUAAUUCUAAAGGCAGAUAUGGAUAUGUGCUAAUUGAACAUCUAGAGUUUAACAAGGUUUGGACAUGCCCCUUCAAUAUCCCCACUGUAAUGACUGUUGAAACUGAACACGCCCAUGGAUAUGCUCCCAUCGAGUCAGGUAUAAAAGGAAAAACUGGGACUGUUGCUGGGGGUUGGGGGAGGCAGGAUAGUGACCAGAGCAGCGCCUGCCAGCUCAAAGGUGGCCAUAGCUAA
Molecule: messenger RNA, 2295 nt
Organism: Suncus etruscus (white-toothed pygmy shrew)
Lineage: Eukaryota; Metazoa; Chordata; Mammalia; Eulipotyphla; Soricidae
Gene: FYB2
Product: FYN binding protein 2
Exons: 19
Biological process (GO): T cell receptor signaling pathway; integrin-mediated signaling pathway; protein localization to plasma membrane
Cellular component (GO): plasma membrane
Molecular function (GO): protein binding
Source: RefSeq, a predicted model, not a curated record